Molecule: messenger RNA, 2023 nt
Organism: Salvia hispanica
Lineage: Eukaryota; Viridiplantae; Streptophyta; Magnoliopsida; Lamiales; Lamiaceae
Product: LEAF RUST 10 DISEASE-RESISTANCE LOCUS RECEPTOR-LIKE PROTEIN KINASE-like 1.2
Biological process (GO): protein phosphorylation
Molecular function (GO): polysaccharide binding; protein kinase activity; ATP binding
Source: RefSeq, a predicted model, not a curated record
CAAAUCGCAGUAUACUAAUUGAAGUAAGGCACAAUAUUAAUUUCCACUUCUUCAAAUCCCCAUAUAUUAUGCAUACUUUCAUAAUACAUCUCAACUUGUAUACACUCUGGUUUAUACUCGUAUCAGGGAGCUCUUCAGCUAUCGAUUACCGAUACGAGGCAUGCUGGCCAAGAAGCUGCAGCAACGGCCCGAACAUAAGCUUCCCUUUCUACAUCAAAGGCCUCCAAAAACCUUACUGCGGCUUCCCCGGAUUCAUGCUCAACUGCUCCAGCAACGGAUUCCCAUCUCUUCACAUCUCAGAAACCGAAUUCAUAGUGAAGGAGAUAUCCUACGAAACUCGAUCUCUCCGCGUCGUCGAUUCUGCAGCGCUGAACUCCGACAGCAAUGGCUGCGUUCCGACAAUCAGAAACGUGUCGAUUCCGACAGCACAGUUCGAUUUCGGUGAAAACGUAACGAAGCUCCGGUUCUUCUCCAACUGCAGCGGCUCGAUGUUUGAGGGUGGUGUUGGCUGCGAUGGAGGUGGGAGGAUUGUGACGAUGUAUGAAGGGGAUGAGUUGGUGGGAGAAGCGCUGAGGAGGUGUGGGAGGAAUACGGUGGCGGCGGUGGAGGGUACUGGUGGGGAGGUGGUGGAGGUUUUGAGGAGAGGGUUUGUGAUGAAAUGGAGAGCGAGUGAGUGCGGCGCGUGCGAGCGGAGUGGGGGGCGCUGCGGCUUCAAUGAGACCACCUACUUGUUUAGGUGCUUCUGCCCGAACCGGCCUCGCUACUGGUUGUGCAGAUCCGAAAAGGAUAGGCCCAGAUUGUUAAUGCCAGCCGCUAUAUUCGGAGGUGCAGUGUGCCUUCUCUGCAUAUUAAUCGCAUUUUUGAUCUGGCAAUGCAAGAAGAGAAGAUCGAAAAGUGGACCCCAAACCACAAACUCGGAUAUUCAGGAAUCUAGAAGCUUCUACUUGGGAGCCAAGAUAUUCUCUUACAGAGAACUAAUGGUGGCCACAGAUUCCUUCAGUUCAUCAAAAGAGGUCGGAGACGGAGGCUACGGAACUGUAUACUACGGCAAACUGAGCGACGGGAGAGAAGUGGCGGUGAAGAGGCUACACGAGCACAACUACAGAAGAAUGGAGCAGUUCAUGAACGAGAUCAAGAUCCUUACAUCGCUGCGGCACAAGAAUCUCGUGUCACUCUACGGAUGCACCUCCGCCUCCAGCAAGGAGCUGCUACUCGUCUACGAGUACGUCGCCAACGGCACCGUCUCCGACCAUCUCCACGGCGGCAGAUCGCCUCUGACAUGGCCCGACCGGAUGAGGAUCGCGCUAGAAACGGCCGGAGCCCUGGCCUUCCUCCACAAAUCCGACAUCAUCCACCGCGACGUCAAGACCAGCAACAUCCUCUUAGACGCCAACUUGUCGGUCAAACUCGGGGAUUUCGGGAUCUCGAGGCUGUCCACUGUGGACGCCACGCAUGUGUCCACGGCCCCGCAGGGGACGCCGGGGUACGUGGACCCCAGCUACCAGAGGAGCUACCAUUUGAGUAGCAAGAGCGAUGUUUAUAGCUUUGGAGUGGUUCUGGUGGAGCUGGUGUCGUCGAGGCCGGCGGUGGAUAUAAGUAGGAGGAGUGAUGAGAUUAAUUUGGCGAGCAUGGCUGUGAGCUGGAUUGAGAGGGGGGCGUUUGUGGAGCUGGUUGAUGAGUUUCUUGGAUUUGGGAGCGAUGGGGAGGUUGCGAGGAUGAUUACGGCGGUGGCGGACCUGGCGUUUAGGUGCCUGCAUGUGGAGAAGGAGAUGAGGCCGUGCAUGGAUGAGGUUUUGAGUGUUUUGAACCACAUUUGUGAAGGCCAUUACCAAUUUGGAGAUGACAUUUUUUCUUCAUCUCUACAGUUUGAAAGUGAAUCAAGUUUAUAAUACUACAUUACUACUACUACUAUAUGAUUCUUGACCGGAUAUAAAUGAAGUCAUCAAUUGUAUUGAUGAUUACCUAUCGCUUGUAAUUUUCAGUGAUGAAAUUAAGGUUUGAAUUGAAAUUGAACUUGUGUUGU